UGCCCGAGGAGUAAGAGGAGGGGGGAAGGAAAAAAAAACAACACAGAGUGGCGCAUUUUGCGUCGGCCGACUAAACCCAGGAAGGAAGGGGAGAGGACGAGCUUCGCCAGAGGGAGACGGAAAUGAGAGGAAACUCUAUCCCUUUAAGAGCAAGUGGGACAUAGCGGUGCGAGAAAAGGAGAGGAGGGGGAGAAGAAAGAGGAAUUAAAAAAGAAAAGGAAGAAAGAGACAGGGAGGGAGGAGGGAGAGCGGGCGAUAAAAAAAGAAAGAUGACAUCCUCGUAGCUGAACGGCCGAGGUGGAGCGAGAGGCUGCGGCCCGGCGAGAGCGCCUCGCGCCGGGGUCAGGGCUUGAAUCCAACGCGAGGCUUCGACAAACAGCCGAUUGGCCUAUUGGGAGAAAUCGGAAAAAAUAGAUUCAUAAAUUAAAAACAAAGCAUGACCUGCUGUGCUACCAGAUACGUGUGUUAUAACCCAUAUGUGCUAUCCUUCUUAAAAAUGUUUUUAAUGUCACGUAGUGUUUUUUUGUUAAUUGCUAAAAUGUAAUACUGUAAUAUGCGUUUUAUUGUUUUUUGGAAACAGUUAAGUUCUGUGAUAUUGCGUUAUAGUCAAAUAAGUAUUUAAUUAAUGAAAGUUAGAAACCAAAGUGAAAUAGAAACAGGCCAUUAUUUGAGCUGGCCUGCGUGCUGCAGCCUGCGUGAGAGCGUGCAUUUUAAUGGACAGCAUUAGGCUACCUCAAUGAGAAAAACAUAUUUUUGCAAACGACUUCAUUCACGUUUUUUCGAGCAAAUCCGGGAGCCCGUCGUUCCUGCUGCAGGACAGGCGUCUGUUUAUCGCCACGAUCGCCGGUUGAUCGAUCCAAACCAUGCAAAGAUUUCUCUCCCCGAUCACAAUCAAGAGCUGACUUUAUAAUCUCCAUCGCUGUGGCGCAAAAUGGAUGCUGCUUGGGGCAAUUUUCUCUUCCAGAAUACUCCCACCCAAAACCAAGUGGAGGGGAGCCUCCAAUCAGAGCUCAUGUCUGUGCAUACGAGUUCUCCCCAAACCCCACCCACAGAGCACAUAGCUCAGCCUCCUUCAACGGUGGACACUGCUGCUCUCAGUGAGGAACCCCUGCCUGUGAAGCCCGUGUCUCGGCCAGCCCGCGUGCCCCACAUCUGUGCCAUCUGCAACAAGCAGUUCAAGAACAACUACAACCUGCGGCGGCACCAGUCGGUCCACACUGGGGUACGCAUGAAGGACAGGGCCAGAGAGCAGGCGGAGGGGGCAAAGGAGGGAGCAGCCGGCCAGGUGGCUGUGGCGGUGGCCGCCCCGUCGGCGAUGGCGGUGGGGGCUGGAGGGAGGGCGGAGAGGCAGACUAUUCCCCUCUCCCUGCUUCACCUCUCCGCACCUCCUCCUCUUGCCCCUCCCGGCUUGCUGGCGGGGGCCCAGCAGCCUCCCCUGGGUAGUCAGGAUGGUGAUGGGGUCGCCAUGCCAAACGUAAUGGCUAGUGUUAACCCCCACGCUCCGCCUCCUGCUGCUGUCGUCAUGACCUCAGGGGCGACAGUACAGCGGCCCUCCAACCCCAACCCCAACCCUGUGAGGAAGAACCACGCCUGCGAGACAUGCGGGAAGGCUUUCCGUGAUGUUUACCACCUCAACCGCCACCGCCUGUCCCACUCAGACGAAAAGCCGUUUUCCUGUCCUAUCUGUCAGCAGCGCUUUAAGAGGAAGGACCGCAUGAGCCACCAUGUGCGCUCGCAUCAGGGCGGCGUGGAGAAACCCUACGUCUGCCCCCACUGUGGCAAAGCUUUCUCCAGGCCGGACCAUCUCAACAGUCACGUCAGACAGGUGCACUCCUCUGAGCGACCCUUCAAAUGCCCGACCUGUGAGUCCAGCUUUGCCACAAAGGAUCGAUUGCGUGCACACAUGAUUCGCCACGAGGAAAAAGUCCCCUGUCACAUCUGUGGCAAGCUCCUGUCAGCUGCUUACAUCACAGACCACAUGAGGGUGCACAACCAAUCACAGCACCACGCCUGCCAUCUCUGUAACCGCAGUUUCACCACACUGACGUACCUUCGUGUCCAUGCUCAGAAACACCAUGGUCAGGAGUGGAAGGACAGCCCGGGGGGGUUCGGCGGCACGGCCACCGGUGGCGUCCUCGUCUGCCAAUUGUGCGGCGUCCACUGCAAGACCCCCACGCAGCUCCAAGGGCACAUGGGAACCCACAACAACAACCAGGGUGCCCCAAGCCCCAUCACCUCUAAUAUUGCUGCCAGCAGCUCUGUCUCCCUUAGCAACAUGGUGACGGCACCUACAGUGUAUGUCACUGGCAACACUGUGGUGGACCUGCUCGUCACGGACUGCUCUAGCAUCGCAGCACCACAGUCCCACAGUUAGCAGGACGGAGCUCAGCAAUAAUAACAUUGGUCUUCUAACAGAGGGUAAGGUUAGAGAAGGUUAAAGUGACACGUAGAUGCUGAUCCACUUUCUCUUGUCUAAAGUCCACACUUAUUGGUAAGGUUAGGAUUAAGGGUGGAGGAGAUUAACAGCAGUAAAGCGCUCAAGGGCAGCAUCACCUCAGUGCUGCAGAGAAAAAGGAAGAGCUGUGUUAAAAGAGCAGAAAGUCACAGAAAACGGGGGUGUUUAUGGCUACACUAAAGACAAAAAUGAAUAUGUUGUCUGAAUGCUCAGAUAAGAAACUGUGGUAUUGUAAGCAUCUACUGUGUUACUGUUCCCUCUCUGCCCUCUCUCUCUCUCUAUCCUCCCUCCCUCACCCCUGGCGUCAGCUGCUCUCUGCAAGUGCACCAAGUACUGUAUAUGUCACACCAGCUCUGAUCUUACCUCCAUUUUGCAGCUCACACUAAAAAAAAAAUCCAAAUGGCUUGCGUUAAGAAAUAGAGAAAGAAUAGUUUGAUAGAAACUAAGUAAAACAUUAGGAAAGGGAAGUUGUGUGUAAGCAUGUUAGCGUCACAAGGCUAAAAUCAAUGUUUGAUUUUCAGAGUAUAUAGAUCAGAACAGGAGGCCAUACCUAAGUGUUGUGGUCAGUAUGGAUUUGUGGGAUGUACUCAUUGUUUUUUUGUUUCUUAAAGGUACAGAGAUAAGAAUAGAGUUGUGUUAGGAAUGUCAAGCACCUUAAAUUAUUGUGGUUUGAUUCAGCGAGGAUCAAAAUGGGCUUCUUGAAUUUUUCUUCCUCUGAGUCUUCCUCUCUGGGUCUGGCUGUCUUAAAAAAACACAAAGAAGAAGUAAGAAAACAUAACUGAAAAUCAAAUCUUCUUCUGGCUUCUGACAUGGCAAACUCCUGCACCUGAAAACUACCUUUUUGCAUGAAAGAAAGCUAGCUCAGUCAUGCUUAUUGUUAGGGAAGCGUAGUGAUGAGAGAAACACUUAGCCGUUCCGAUACAUUAGUUGGCUGUAAACGAUUAUAUUUAUAAAAGUGUUGAUUUUAUUCAGACAUAGUCAGACAUUGACCAUAUUCACAUGGCGGCUAUUUUUCUUUCGAGUCAUGCUAGGAUGAUAGCCAUUGCACUGCUUUGUUCUAUGAUUUUGUCCUUAAAGAUUUUAAUCUGAAAAGUCAGUAUCACAUUACAAGUUCCUGAUUGAUCCGCAAAAGAAAGUAAAAUUCUGAAAAGACCACAGACCUUAUUUUUAAAGGUUAAAAACUGUUAGCUUUCUUUCUCCUGCUGGCUAGCAUUACCCAGAAAGUGGGUUAAUGCUAAAAUCAUAGUUAGCUGGUGUAGAUGAUUAACCUAGAAUAAGAAACGUGCCAUUUUUAGCUAAAGGUAAUAGGACUUUGAAAGUAAUGGAUGCUAAUAGAAGCUCUUGUUUAAAGUCUGUUUAAAGUUGAAGCAGAAAUUAGUCAGUUAAUACACCAGACAUGUUGGGAAAUAAAAAGUUGCUGUAAAUAGAGAGGAGUCUAGCUGCAGACUGAUGGUCUCAGAUGUUAGCUUGAGCAAAAUGAGCUUUAGCAAACAUAGCUGAAGCCAAUGUAGCUUUUUCCUGUAGGCAGACUGUUUAGACUGCUUUAGUUAAGGCCUUGAUAAACAUUUGUAGUUAAGUUUUUCAGGUCAGGGUUUUUUUUUUAACUUUUGGUAUCCUAAACCUAACUGAAGUUCGAUCUGAUUUUAUUUUCAAAGUUUUAGGGUGUAUUUCCAUUACCUGACUGAGGCAUCUAUCAGUAGUGGUCUGUAGUCUGCAGCCAGACUGUCUUGAAUUGUGUGUGUGUGGAUGGUGGGGGUGAUCUGCAGUUUUGCUAGCUAGACUAGCACAACCUCCAUUUUACAUGGCAUGGGCAUCUUCUCUGGAGACAAGGAUUUGAACAAACUGCACUGCAGAUUUUUACACUUUAGAGAGGCGCGUCGUUUCUAACCAGCGGGUGUGUUUCAUUGCAUAUCAACAGCAUCUUAGGGCUGAGAUUAUUGUUUCCCAUUUCAUGAUUUUAAAACUUAAUUUUAUACACUUAGUGAUGAAUUUCAUCUGGAAAAUGUGGCCUGGUGGUAACUAACAGCCUGUCUUGUAUUGAAAGCUUAAGAUAUAUAAUGUUUUGUUUCACAAGGACUUUGAUGUAGCUAAUGGGUUAUAAAACACAUAGUGUCAACCUGAAAUACUGCCCAAUUUUUGGAUGCAAUUUUUUUCUUUUCGGUUGCUGAUCAAUCAGAAUAUAUAAGUUUUUUAUUUCUGGCACAUGUGGGAUGAUCAAUCUGUAACACAGCAGUGCAACAUCACAGUAGUGCUUUAGCUUCUCAUCCUCAGUGUCAUGCCAGGGGAAAAUGGCAGCCAAAUGAAUGUGAUGAAUUCAUUUGAUUGUAACCAUCAUUGCCAUAGUCCAUUUUUGUCUUCUCUCUGUACCAGUCCAAUGAGUGAGACUUAUGCAUUAGAUUUAGUCAUUUAACUCUGUAUAGCACAUCAUGGUCUGAAUGCAAGUCAUUAUUGUUCAUUAUUAAUCAUGUUACUGUCUGUUGGAUAUUUUUCUGUUGAUCUGAGUUAUAUUGUGAGUGAUGUGGUGUUGAGAAAGGGCAUAUAAAGUCAUAAGUGUGGAGAAAAAAUGUACUUUUGGAGUCUGAAAACACCACUUGGUAUGCUGUAAACAAACCUGGUUUUGUACUGGAGUGCUUUUUCAGUUUUGUGUUGAUAUGUUACCUUGAAAUUUGUAGUUGUUUUUUUUUUCUUCCUUUUUUUCUUUUCUUUUUCCCUUUGGAAAUGUGUUCUUCCUGUUGAGAAAAGUAGUGAUUUCUGGUUGAUUUUAGUUUUUCUCUUCAUAACACUAAAAAAAUAAUACCUCUGCUCUAGGAUUCUGUACAGCUCUUGUGAUACAUCUUAAUGCCUUAUCGUACUCAACUGCAUUUUAAUUAUUUUAUGAUGAAAUAUUUCAGAUCUUAGUCAUGGAUUCAUUAAGAAUAAUAAUGGGAUGUAUUUAUAUUUAUAUUUUUAUAUUUCUCAACAGUAUGCAUGUCUAAAAGGUUGUUAGAGCAAAAAAAAAUCAAUGAUGCUUACUACAGUCAUAAAUAUGUUAUUUUGUAGAUGAAGUAGAAAUCAUGUUAUUAUUUUGUAAUUUGGACAAUUUAAAGUAAAAAGAGUAAUCAGG
Messenger RNA from Cheilinus undulatus (humphead wrasse), 5558 nucleotides. RefSeq names its product MYC-associated zinc finger protein b (purine-binding transcription factor) (gene mazb). Gene Ontology annotation, biological process: regulation of transcription by RNA polymerase II. Gene Ontology annotation, cellular component: nucleus. Lineage: Eukaryota; Metazoa; Chordata; Actinopteri; Labriformes; Labridae. The coding region runs from base 932 to 2374 and encodes 480 amino acids. The transcript has 7 exons. Gene Ontology annotation, molecular function: RNA polymerase II cis-regulatory region sequence-specific DNA binding; DNA-binding transcription factor activity, RNA polymerase II-specific. The record is from RefSeq and is a predicted model, not a curated record.